This is a messenger RNA of Chanos chanos (milkfish), 1734 nucleotides long. RefSeq names its product anti-Mullerian hormone (gene amh). Bases 1 to 1734 code for a protein of 577 amino acids. The transcript has 7 exons. Gene Ontology annotation, biological process: gonad development. Gene Ontology annotation, molecular function: growth factor activity. The record is from RefSeq and is a predicted model, not a curated record. Lineage: Eukaryota; Metazoa; Chordata; Actinopteri; Gonorynchiformes; Chanidae.
AUGUAUAAAAUCCAUCUCCCUCGCCGACCCGCCCAAAACAAGAGAUUCGGCACAGCUGCGACCGGACCUGCAGACAUGGGGUUGCGUCCUGGUUUAGCUUCUUUAUUGCUGCUGGUUCUGGUGGCUGAGACUGCAGCCCUUGGACCACAUCAACACACAGAGAGGGACAGGGAACUGGACCAGAACCAAGAUCUGCAGCCAACUCACCCAGGACCAGCUACACCGUGUUCUGGAGCGGCUCCGGAUCACAGUGAUGCUCUCGACGGCCUUUUCGCCGAGAUCAGAGAUUCCUGGGAUCAGGAAAGCGAGCUGAACAGAGAGGAUCUGAGCCGGUUCGGGUUUUGCCCAGGUUCCGACGGAAUUCUGGAUUUCCAGCUAUCUGCAUUAACUCUGCUGGCAGAGAAAGCCAAAAACCAGAACCACGGCCUAGAGCUGUUGUACCCGGUGAAAGAGCACUAUGAUGUGGAGGAGGAUGGAGAUAUCACACUAACUGUUCAUCUCCAAAAGUCCCUCCCGAAAAACGGGAGUCCGGCAGGACAGGCUCCCAUGAUGCUCCUGUUCUCUGUGGAUUCUUCCAAAGCAGGACAACUGAGGCUGUCAAUCAACAGCCCCUCCCUUCAGCCCAGCACACAGACAGUGUGUGUUUCGCCGAGAACACGGUUCCUUCUUCUGCAGGGUAACCCCUCGGAGACUCACACACACGGUCGUCUGAAGCUGAGAAUGAGCGCGUGGAAAACGAGAACAGAAAAUGAGCAGAGGCUUGGCUUGUCUGAGUUACAGUCAGUCAUAACGAGAAAGACGGAGGGUCAGAGUGUUUCUAGAAACCCAGCGGUUCUUCUCGCCAUGGGCAGAGGAACGACAGACGUUUUAGGGGCCUCUCAUACAAAAGAUGACAGAGCCUCCCCGGGUCCUCUCGCUCCUUCCAGAACCUUCCAUUUCCUCUGUGAUUUGCAGACGUUCCUGAACGAGGUCCUUCCACAGAAGCAGCGUUCGUCUCCCCCCGCCGCAGUCACCCUGGACCGCCUUCACUCCUUACCUCCCCUCGUGUUGGGGGCGUCAUCCAGCGAAUCUCUGCUCUUGGGCCUGAUGAACUCAUCAGGACCGACGCUAUUCUCUUUCCCCCAACACGGUUUGGGUUUAUUGGGCCAUAGGGUGGAGCUAGACCUCGAGCCCACCCUUCUUUCAGUGCUCCAAACACGGUUGGACGAAGCAUUGGGCCAAGUUCGCAGGGAGGAGGUGGGGCAAGGGGUGAUUGACAGGCUGCAGAGACUGAGCGAGCUGACCGUACUACCCAGAGAAGGGGAGGAGCCUGGUUUGGAGAGUCCUCAGGAGGUCCAGUAUCGAGCUCUCUUGCUCUUGAAAGCCUUACAAACAAUACUGUCUGUCUGGGAGGAUGAGAGAAGCCAACGGGCUGCCAGAGGUGAUCAGGAAAGCCCGGCGAAGACCAACGCGUGUCGGUUACACAUCCUCACCGUGUCCCUGGAGAAGUAUCUCCUGCAGCCUUCCACGGUCGCUAUCAACAACUGUGGGGGGGCCUGCAGCUUCCCCUUGACCAACGGGAACAACCACGUGAUUCUGCUGAACAGUCACGUGGAGGGCGGGCACAGUUUGGAGAGAAAACCCUGCUGUGUGCCCGUGGUUUACGAAGACCUGCUGGUGAUAGAGCUCAACAGCGAGGGCACCAGCAUCUCCGUCAAAACCAACAUGGUGGCCAAAGAGUGCGGGUGCCGUUAA